Molecule: messenger RNA, 558 nt
Organism: Erythranthe guttata (spotted monkey flower)
Lineage: Eukaryota; Viridiplantae; Streptophyta; Magnoliopsida; Lamiales; Phrymaceae
Product: large ribosomal subunit protein eL34
Biological process (GO): translation
Cellular component (GO): ribosome
Molecular function (GO): structural constituent of ribosome
Source: RefSeq, a predicted model, not a curated record
CUUUGUUUUCAUCUCCGACACACGACGAAGGCGGAAAAAUGGUGCAGCGGCUGACAUACAGGAAGCGCCACAGCUAUGCUACCAAAUCCAAUCAGCACCGGAUCGUCAAAACUCCCGGAGGGAAGCUAGUGUAUCAGACCACCAAGAAGAGGGCAAGCGGCCCCAAAUGCCCUGUUACUGGAAAGAGAAUUCAAGGGAUUCCUCACUUGAGACCUGCUGAGUACAAGAGAUCUAGAUUAUCGAGGAACCGAAGGACUGUCAACCGUCCAUAUGGUGGAGUGUUGUCUGGCGGUGCUGUAAGGGAAAGGAUCAUUAGAGCUUUCCUAGUCGAAGAACAAAAGAUCGUAAAGAAGGUUUUGAAGAUACAGAAGACGAAGGAAAAAGUUGCUUCCAAGAGCUGAAAUGUAAACCAGAUGUGAGGCAGUUUUGUGGGGAGUUUUGAAGCUUUUUGUCUUGCAUGUAAAAUUGCCUGGGGAUUAAUUUUGAAAUAUGAAUUAUUCUUUAUUUCAGUUUACAGAUGGGUUUAAAGAGUUUUCUUGAUUCUUCAAUUUUUAAUCA